CACUUUACAUCAUAUUUUGGAAAAAGAUUUUGCUUGGCACAAUUACAUCUAAUGUAAUAAUGAAACCCAACCCUCUCUUAUUUGUGAUGGACUAGUACUAGUGGUUCAGUCAAUGCAUAUAUGCAUAUUGCAUAGCCACCGUUUCUUAAUAUUAUUAAUUAAUUCCUUAUGGCAUUUGAGCUAGACUUAUUAAAUUUUAGCUAUCGAUCGAAAAGUAUAAAAAAAAAAAAAAAAAACUUUAGCGCGCAAUUUCCGUUGAUGUAACGGUCGUCCUAACCGAAAAAACAACCAUGGACUUGUUCCUUCAUUCACCUUUGGCUCAAAUCUCUCAAAUUCUCUCUUUCUCAAGAGAAGAAGAAAGGCUACGAUGCUUGGUUCGCGUCCUUACUCGGCGGCGGCAACCGUAUUUUCCUCCUCAUCGCGGUUUCGCCACUUUGUGAGGCCACCGCUACCGCUGUCGUCCCUCAGGAAAAAGAUCCCGUGGUGGAACCAUAUUUUGGACCCGGGUUCAGAGCUGGUGGCCAGAUGGAACCACGUGUUCCUUGUGGCCUGCCUCAUUGCCAUGUUCAUCGACCCUCUCUACUUCUACUUGCCGGUCAUCGGCGGCCCCGUCUGCAUGGAGAUAGACCUCGGUCUCGGCAUCCUCGUCACCUUCUUCCGCACCGUCGCCGACUCCUUCUAUCUCUUCCACAUCGUCAUGAAGUUCCGUACCGCCUUCGUCGCCCCCAGUUCUCGUGUCUUCGGCCGCGGCGAGCUUGUCACUGACCCAUGGGCCAUCGCCAUUCGAUACCUCAAGUCCGACUUCUUCAUUGACCUCGCCGCCUCCCUUCCGCUCCCACAGAUUAUGAUAUGGUUUGUAAUUCCAGCAGUGAAAAAUCCGACAGCGGCUCAUGCUAAUCACACUCUCUCUCUUAUUGUUCUUGUUCAAUAUGUUCCUCGCUUUUUUCUCAUAUUUCCUCUAAACCAAAGGAUUAUUAAAACAACCGGUGCUAUAGCCAAGACCGCUUGGGCAGGAGCAGCAUACAAUCUCCUUCUCUACAAUCUAGCUAGUCAUGUUGUUGGAGCUUGUUGGUACGUAUUGUCGAUUCAACGACAGUACCAAUGUUGGAAGCAGGAAUGUGACAAGGAAAUGAACUUCACACAUUCUCCUUCCUGUCAUCCUAAAUUUCUUGAUUGUAGCAGUAUGAGCGACCCCGAACGCCGAUUUUGGCUACAGAGAACCCAAGUUCUCACUAGCUGUGAUGCACUUAACGAUGCCAACCACUUCGAGUUUGGAAUGUUUGCUGAUGCUUUCACCAGUGAAAUUGCUUCUUCCCAUUUCGUGGAGAAGUAUUUCUAUUGUCUUUGGUGGGGUUUGAGGAGUUUAAGUUCAUAUGGACAAAACAUUGUGGCAAGUUAUGCAAUCAAUGGUGAGAUACUGUUUAGUCUCCUUAUUUGCUCUGCUGGUCUAGUUCUCUUCUCACAUCUCAUAGGUAACAUGCAGUCAUACUUGCAAUCAACAACGGCUAGACUGGAAGAAUGGAGGGUGAGAAGAAGAGAUACGGAGGAGUGGAUGAGACAUCGUCAACUGCCUUUAGAACUACAAGAUAGAGUUCGUCGCUUCGUACAAUACAAGUGGAUUGCCACAAGAGGCGUCGACGAAGAAUCCAUUUUACACGAUCUUCCUUUGGAUCUCAGACGUCAAAUCCAAAGACAUCUCUGUCUUGCUCUUGUUCGUCGUGUUCCAUUCUUCGCACAAAUGGACGACCAACUCCUAGACGCGAUAUGCGAGCGACUACUGUCGUCCUUGAACACAAAAGACACAUACAUAGUCCGAGAAGGAGAUCCUGUGAACGAGAUGCUCUUCAUCAUCAGAGGCCAUCUAGAGAGCUCCACCACGGACGGCGGACGCUCUGGUUUCUUUAACUCCAUAGCGCUACGGUCCGGCGAUUUCUGUGGCGAGGAGCUCUUGACUUGGGCUCUCAUGCCUACUUCUAGCCUCAACCUCCCUUGCUCCACUCGAACCGUUCGGUCUCUUACUGAGGUUGAGGCUUUCGCUCUCCGAGCUGAGGACCUCAAGUUUGUGGCUAGUCAGUUUAGGAGACUGCACAGCAAGAGGCUGCAGCAGGCUUUUCGAUACUACUCCCACCAGUGGAGGACUUGGGGGGCUUGUUAUAUUCAAGUGGCUUGGAGAAGGUGGCGGAAGAGGAAGAUGGCGCAUGAGCUGGCUAGACAAGAAGAGUUGUAUCAUUACUAUUAUUUGGACCGAGAAUACUAUGGUGAUGAUCAUGAUCAGAGUAGCUCAACGGUGGAUGAUGAUCAUGGUUUGCUGACACGUGAUGAUACUCAUAAGACGCAACAGCUUGGGGCUACUGUUUUGGCUUCUAAGUUUGCUGCGAAUACUAGAAAAAGUGCUAAUGUUUCUCAGAAACCGCCUGGUCUUAAGCCUGAUGAUAUGCCCAAGAAGCUGUUUAAGCCAGACGACCCUGAUUUUUCAGCCGAUUUAUGAUUUAAGUGCAAAUAAACUAACUAUAUAUA
Molecule: messenger RNA, 2517 nt
Organism: Humulus lupulus (European hop)
Lineage: Eukaryota; Viridiplantae; Streptophyta; Magnoliopsida; Rosales; Cannabaceae
Product: probable cyclic nucleotide-gated ion channel 16
Exons: 6
Coding region: 368-2488 (706 amino acids)
Biological process (GO): transmembrane transport; monoatomic ion transport
Cellular component (GO): membrane
Molecular function (GO): monoatomic ion channel activity
Source: RefSeq, a predicted model, not a curated record